UAAGUUCUUUCAUAAGUCCGCAAUCUUAUCGGGCUUUCAUUUUUCGACAGUAUCUUAUAAGUUUUCGCUAAGCUGCGCAAACUUAUUAGUCAUUGCAUGCAGUGGUUGUUCUCGUAUCAUGUCCAACGUUGUGUUCCCUCCUUAUGCCUCCAGCCUCUGUGUGCAGGAUUCGCACUACGGUUCGAGCUUACAAGGCUUUCGGACACCAAGUAAACCCCGUUCUACAAGACCUCUGGGUCCAAGUCUUCAACACCAAUUUAGUCCAGAGUAUACGAUGGCGAUCCACCAAUCAUCGAGAGGACCGUUUGGCCGUUCUACGUCGAGGCCCUAUGAAGAGAACGAUGUGGCAAGAGACGUUCAAUACGCUCUUCGUGCUCAAGAACGCGCUAGGAUGAGGAAAGCCACAUUGGAAAGCAGUACCCACAGCAAAAGAGUGCAUAGUGGUUCCUCCUCAAUAGCAAAGCCCCAGGUUCUCCCGCCUUCGGAUCCUGAUAUGAGCCCAGCCUCAGCCAAUGCGGCUACCGACAUAGGGUCAAACUUUCAAGAGCCCCGCCAUCCAGUCACGAGUGAAAGAGUUCGCAUGCGCAGUUUCAGAUUCCCGCGUGUCAAAGACUCGAUAUCCCUUCCCUACCUUCAAAACCGUCGAAGGAAUACACCUCCCCCGUGUCACCGUACCUCGGCUGUGGAUGAUCUUCCUCCUCCCGUGCCCCAACUACCCCAAUUUCGACAUACAUACCCUCCCGCUGUCGCGACCGAAAACAGUCCUAAGCAUAUUGUUCCCCUUCCCCGCUUUGACCCAUUUUCUCGACCUCGUGCUGAUUCUUUGUCGUCCCUCGUGGAAGCUCGGAGCUCAGGGGUUGAGACUCAUACGAGCCGCCGUAGUCCAUCAACCGUGAGAACCGCUCGUUCGAAACAGGUAUCCGCAGUCAGUGACAUCUUCUCAAAUAUCAACCGACAAGCAGCUAGUUUGGGGGUGAAAACUUGUGUAUAGAAUCAACUUUUAUUGUGAAUGGAGUAUUUGUUGAAUCUAUUCUGGAUUAGAUCUUAUCAUUACAUAGACAGACCUUGAAAUAAUCUUGUAGUUUUGUGCCGUUAUGUAUGUCAUGGACUGGAGAUCUUGAAAAACUUUGAAGGAGAACCCAGGUAGAAAAGCAACCUACGC
This is a messenger RNA of Lentinula edodes (shiitake mushroom), 1162 nucleotides long. RefSeq lists its product as uncharacterized. Bases 119 to 991 code for a protein of 290 amino acids. The record is from RefSeq and is a predicted model, not a curated record. The transcript is spliced from 4 exons. Lineage: Eukaryota; Fungi; Basidiomycota; Agaricomycetes; Agaricales; Omphalotaceae.